AUGUCGUCGUCAACAUCUUUUGAAGAGUUGCACAAGAAGUUGCCUUCUAACUUUUUCGGCCUCAAAACCGUAGCUAACUCCAGCUCAACUUCAUCUUCAGACUCUCUCCAUGCCCUCGCCCAGUUUGUCGAAAAGUCUCACGGUCACUCGGUGAUCCGCAAGGUUCUUAUCGCCAAUAACGGUAUUGCAGCCGUUAAAAACAUUCGUUCUGUUAGACAAUGGGCUUACGCUACUUUUAACAACGAAAGAAUAAUACAGUUUGUGGUAAUGGCCACCCCAGAAGAUCUCACUGCUAACGCUGAAUAUAUCCGUAUGGCUGACCAGGUUAUCCCAGUCCCAGGCGGUACCAACAACAACAAUUAUGCCAACGUCGAUUUGAUUGUUGAUAUUGCUGAAAGAGCUGAUGUCGACGCUGUGUGGGCCGGUUGGGGUCAUGCCUCUGAAAACCCAUUGUUGCCUGAAAAAUUGGCCGCUUCCAAGAAGAAAGUCAUCUUUAUCGGGCCUCCUGGUAACGCCAUGCGUUCUCUUGGUGAUAAAAUCAGUUCUACUAUUGUUGCCCAACAUGCCGAUGUUCCUUGUAUCCCUUGGUCUGGUACUGGGGUCGAUGAUGUCGUGGUCAACGAUGAAACAAAAUUGGUUUCUGUCGACGAUAAAACUUACAACAAGUGUUGCUCCACCUCCCCUGAAGAUGGGUUAGAAAAAGCAAAGAAAAUCGGUUUCCCGGUAAUGAUCAAGGCCUCCGAAGGUGGUGGUGGUAAAGGUAUCAGAAAAGUCGAAAGAGCCGAAGAUUUCGUCGAAUUGUACGAACAAGCCGCUCACGAAAUUCCUGGUUCUCCAAUCUUCAUUAUGAAGUUGGCUGGUAACGCUCGUCAUAUUGAAGUCCAAAUCUUGUCCGAUCAAUAUAAUAACACCAUUUCUUUGUUUGGUAGAGAUUGUUCCGUCCAAAGAAGACAUCAAAAGAUUAUCGAAGAAGCUCCGGUCACCAUUGUUCCUCCAGAAACCUUCAAACAAAUGGAAAAAGCUGCUGUCAGAUUAGGUAACCUUGUGGGUUAUGUCUCUGCCGGUACCAUUGAAUAUCUUUAUUCUCAUGCCGAUAACAAAUUCUAUUUCUUGGAAUUGAACCCAAGAUUGCAAGUCGAACAUCCAACUUCCGAAAUGGUCAGUGGUGUCAAUUUGCCUGCUGCUCAAUUGCAAAUUGCUAUGGGUAUUCCUUUGCAUUUCAUUAGAGACAUCCGUUGUUUGUACGGAUUGGACCCUCACUCAGAAUCCUUGAUUGAUUUCGACUUUUCCAAUCCUGAAUCCCACAAGACCCAAAGAACUCCAAAGCCAAAGGGUCACACCACCGCCUGUCGUAUCACUUCUGAAGAUCCUGAAAACGGGUUCAAGCCAAAGGGCGGUCGUAUCCUCAAAUUGGAUCUUGGGACAAGUAAAAACGUUUGGGGUUACUUCAGUUUAUCAGAAAAUGGUACCAUCCAUUCUUUCAGUGAUUCUCAAUUCGGUCACAUCUUUGCUUAUGGUGAAAAUCGUGAAGAAAGUAGAAAGCACAUGGUUGUUGCUCUUAAGGAAUUGAGUAUUCGUGGUGAAUUCAAAACUACUGUCGAAUAUUUGAUCAAGUUGUUGGAAACUUCUGAAUUCACCAACAACACCAUCUCUACUGGUUGGUUAGAUGACUUGAUUUCUAAAAAAAUGACCAGUGAAAGACCUGAAAAGAACGUGGCUAUUCUUUGUGGUGCCGUCACUAAAGCUUACAUUGAAUAUUCAACAGCUGUCGCCGAAUUUAACAGCUUGCUUGAUAAAGGUCAAGUUCCUGACAAGACUCUUUUGAAAACCAUUUACCCUGUUGAUUUCAUUUACGAAAACGAAAAAUUCAAAUUCACUUGUGUUCAAACCUCCGAAGAAUCUUUCAAGGUUUUCAUCAAUGGUUCCACUGUUGAUGUCGAAGCUAGACCUCUCAGCGAUGGUGGUUUGUUGACCUCUAUUGGCGGUAAGGCUUACACCGUUUAUUACAUUGAAGAACCUCAAUCUACCAGAUUAUUGAUUGACGGUAAGACUUGUCAAUUGGAAAUUGAAAAUGAUCCAACUCAAUUGAGAACCCCAUCUCCAGGUAAAUUGAUCAAAUACCUCGUGGAAAACGGUGAUCAUGUCACUGCUGGUCAAAACUAUGCUCAAAUUGAAGUUAUGAAGAUGGUUGUCUCUCUUAGUGCUUCUGAAGAUGGUAUUAUCCAAUUAUUAGAACAACCAGGUUCAACUGUCGAUGGUGGUGAUAUUCUUGCCAUUCUUGCUCUUGAUGAUCCAUCCAAGGUGAAACAUGCCAAGAUCUUUGAAGGUACCGUUGAUGACUUUGGCCCAGCUGUGGUUGCUGGCACCAAGCCUGUUUACAAGUUCAAGAACAGUCAAUUGGUUCUUGAAAACAUUUUGCUUGGUUAUGAUAACAACUCUGUCAUGAAACAAACCGUUGCCGCCUUCAUCGAUGUUUUGCGUAACCCAGAUUUGCCAUACUCUGAAUGGAAAGCUUUGUUCUCUUCUUUGGAAUCUAGAUUGGGCGACGAGCUUGGCGAUAAACUUUCAAGCAUUAUUGAAAAAAGCCGUGCUGGUAAGAAAUUCCCUGCUAGAACUUUGAAAUCCACCAUCUUGAAGUACACCAAGUCUAAUGAAGAGCUCAAGACUUCUUGUGAACCACUUGUUCAAAUCAUUGACAAAUACUACAAUGGUGCUUUGGAUAAUGAAUUGAAUGCUGUUACUACUUUGCUUGAAAACUAUUACACCAUUGAGAAGUUGUUUGACAAACAAAGUAUUGCUAACGCUUUGCUUUCUUUGCGUUCCAACAGUGACAACAAGACUGUGUUGAAAUUAGCCAGAUCCCACUUUGGAAAAUUGGGUAAGAACUCUUUGGUUUCCGAAAUUCUUGCUGAAUAUGCCGCUUCUUGUCGUGAAAACUCUACUGUUAUUGCUCAAUUGAAACCGGUUUUGAAGAAGCUUAGUGAAUUGGAAAGCAAAUCCUCAUCUAAGGUUGCUAUCAAGGCUCGUGAAAUCUUGAUCCAAUGUUCUUUGCCAAGUGUUAAGGAAAGAACCGACCAACUCGAAUACAUUUUGAAGACAUCUGUUGCUGAAACCCGUUACGGUGAAAUUGGUGUCAAACACAAGAAGCCACAAUUGGAUGUCUUGCGUGAUAUCAUUGAUUCUAAGUAUGUUGUCUUUGAUGUGCUUACUCAAUUCUUGUGCCACAAUGAUCCACAUGUUGCUUUGGCUGCUGGUGAAGUUUACAUCAGAAGAUCUUACCGUAACUAUCAUAUCCGUGAUAUCAGCUAUGAUGUUGUCAAUGACAACACCCCAAUCUUGAAGUGGGAUUUCCAAAUGUUGGAUAUUGCUAACAGCUCCAAGACUACAGGUAGUGGCGCUCCUGCUAUGGUUCGUGCUGCUAGUGUCAGUGAUUUGUCUUAUGUUGUGGAAAGCAAUGCUCAACAACCAGUCAGAACUGGUGUUCUCAUCCCAACUCCAACUAUUGAAGAAAUGGAAGAAAAUUUGAUUAAGGGUCUUGAAUUGUUGCCAAAGGUUAAUGGCUCUUCUCCAAACAGUAGCACUACCAAGAUUGACGGUCCAAUUCCAAACCGUGGAGUUGCUAACUCAUCUGCUUCCUCAACCACUUUGACCAAUGUCGCUAACAUUUUUGUCAACGAUACUCUUGGAUUGAGUGACGAGGAUGUUCUUGACAGAAUUAGUGAACUUUUGAAAGACUUCAAUGAAGACUUGACUACUGCUGCCAUCCGUCGUAUCACUUUUGUUGUUUCUGAUAAGGUUGGUGCUUAUCCAAAGUAUUUCACUUUCAAAGGUCCAGACUACAAGGAGGAUAAAAUCAUCCGUAACAUUGAACCAUCUUUGGCUUUCCAAUUGGAGUUGAAGAGAUUGUCUAACUUUGAUAUCAAACCAGUGUUCACUGCUAACAGAAACAUCCACAUUUAUGAAGCUGUUGGUAAGAAUUCUGGUGCUGACAAACGUUACUUCACCCGUGGUAUUAUCAGAACUGGUAAGAUUAGAGAAGACAUCUCCACUGCUGAAUAUUUGACUUCCGAAGCCAACCGUUUGAUGACUGAUAUUCUUGACAGUUUGAGUGUUUUGGAUUUGAGUGAUUCUGAUCUUAACCACAUCUUCAUCAACUUCAGUGCCGUGUUCAACGUUACUCCAGACGAUGUUGAAAAUGCUUUUGGUGAUUUCUUGGAACGUUUCGGCCGUCGUUUGUGGCGUCUCCGUGUCACUGCCGCUGAAAUUCGUAUCACUUGUACCGAUGAACGUGGUAACCCAUACCCAAUCCGUGCUCUUAUCACCAAUGUCAGUGGUUACGUUGUUAAGAGUGAAAUUUACCAAGAAGUUAAGAACGCUAGUGGUGAUUUGGUCUUCAAAUCUAUUGGUAACCAACCAGGUUCCAUGCACCUUAGAAAAAUUGAUGAACCUUACAGUGGUAAAGAAUUUUUGCAACCAAAGCGUUACCACGCUCAUGUUCUCGGUACUUCUUAUGUCUAUGAUUUCCCAGAAUUGUUCCGUCAAGCUGUUUUGUUGCAAUGGAAGAAAUUGGCUCCAGGCUCCAAGAUUCCAGAAAACUUUUUCUCUUACAAUGAAUUGAUUUUCGAUGGUUCUAAUGUUAUUGAAAUUAACAGAGAAGCUGGUGCUAACCAGAUUGGUAUGGUGGCCUUCAAGGUCAGUGCCAAGACUCCUGAAUUCCCUAAGGGUCGUCAAUUUAUCAUUGUUGCUAAUGAUAUCACUUUCAAGAUUGGUUCUUUUGGUCCACAAGAAGAUUUGUUUUUCUACAAGGUCACUGAAUUGGCUAGAAAAUUGGGCUUGCCACGUAUCUACCUUUCUGCUAACUCUGGUGCCAGAAUUGGCUUGGCUGAUGAUUUGGUUGCCUUAUUCAAGGUUGCUUGGAAACAAGAAAACAAGCCAGAAAAGGGUUUCGAAUACAUUUAUGUUGACAAUGCUGGUAAAGAAACCAUUGACAAGAGUUCUGUUACUCAAAUGAUUACUGAAAGAGCUACUGUUAACGGUGAAGUUAGACACAUUAUCAAGUCUAUUACUAGUGAUAAUGCUGGUGUGGAAGCUCUUAGAGGUUCUGGUUUGAUUGCCGGUGUUACUAGUAGAGCUUACAAGGACAUUUUCACCAUCACUUUGGUUACCGCUAGAUCUGUUGGUAUUGGUGCUUACUUGGUCAGAUUGGGUCAAAGAGCUAUUCAAGUUGAAGGUCAACCAAUUAUUUUGACUGGUGCUCCAGCUAUUAAUAAGUUGUUGGGUAAGGAAGUUUAUUCUUCUAACUUGCAAUUGGGUGGUACUUCUGUUAUGUACCGUAACGGUGUUUCUCACCAAGUUGCUAGUGAUGACUUGAAUGGUGUUACCAAGAUUAUGGAUUGGUUAUCUUAUGUUCCAGCAAAGAGAGAUAGUCCAUUGCCAAUUUUGCCAUCUACUGACUCUUGGGACAGAGAAGUUAGCUACUACCCACCACAACAGGAACUCUACGACUGCAGAUGGUUGAUUGAAGGUCGUGAACUUGCCGAUGGUACCUUUGAAAGUGGUAUCUUUGAUAAGGGUUCUUUUGUUGAAACCUUGGGAGGUUGGGCUCAAACUGUUGUCACUGGUAGAGCUCGUUUGGGUGGUAUUCCAUUUGGUGUUGUUUCCGUUGAAGUGAAGUCUGUGCAAAAUGUCAUUCCUGCUGAUCCAGCCAAUAGCGAUUCUGUUGAAAACCUUGUCAAUGAAGCUGGUCAAGUUUGGUACCCUAACUCUGCUUUCAAGACUGCUCAAGCCAUCAAGGAUUUCAACAAUGGUGAACAAUUGCCAUUGAUGAUCUUGGCCAAUUGGAGAGGUUUCAGUGGUGGUCAAAGAGAUAUGUUCAAUGAAGUUUUGAAAUACGGUGCUAUGAUUGUUGAUGCUUUGACCGAAUACAAACAACCAAUGUUCAUUUACAUUCCACCAACUGGUGAAUUGAGAGGUGGUUCUUGGGUUGUUUUGGAUCCAACUAUCAAUGAAGACUUUAUGGAAAUGUAUUCUGAUGUCGAUGCUCGUCAUAACAUUUUGGAACCUGAAGGAUUGGUUUCUAUCAAGUUCAGAAAGGAGAAAUUGUUGAAGACUAUGGCUCGUUUGGAUAAACCAUAUGCUGACUUGAAGAAGAAAUUGUCUGAAAACGAUUUGAGUGCUGAAGAAACUGCCAAGUUGACUGAAGAAUUGAAUGCCAGACAAUCUAAGUUGUUGAACAUCUAUCACCAACUUGCUGUUCAAUUUGCUGACUUGCACGAUCGUGCUGAAAUUAUUGAACAAAAGAACAUUAUCAAGAAGGCUUUGACUUUGGAAAACUCUAGAAGAUACUUCUACUGGAGAAUCAGAAGAUUAUUAAGUGAAAACUUGUACUUGAAUGCCAUCAACAAGAAUGUCAAGACUUCUUCCAAGUUGGAACGUGUUAGUAGAUUGAGAGCUAACUACCCACCAUCUUUGGAUUAUGAUAAUGACAGAGCUGUUGCUGAAUGGAUUGAAGCUAAUGGUGAUAAAUUGAACAGCUACAUCAACAACUUGAAGAACGAAGCUAUCAGACAAAAAUUGGCCGACACCUUGCGUUCUAACAGAGAAGAAACUGUCGAUGCGCUCGGUGAAAUGUUUGGUUUGUUGAGUGCCGAAGAAAAGGCAAAACUUGCUAAAUACUUUAAAUGA
This is a messenger RNA of Saccharomycopsis crataegensis, 6684 nucleotides long. RefSeq names its product acetyl-CoA carboxylase ACC1 (gene ACC1). The transcript has a single exon. Gene Ontology annotation, molecular function: metal ion binding; ATP binding; acetyl-CoA carboxylase activity. Lineage: Eukaryota; Fungi; Ascomycota; Saccharomycetes; Ascoideales; Saccharomycopsidaceae. Gene Ontology annotation, cellular component: mitochondrion. Bases 1 to 6684 code for a protein of 2227 amino acids. Gene Ontology annotation, biological process: fatty acid biosynthetic process. The record is from RefSeq and is a predicted model, not a curated record.